Molecule: messenger RNA, 1647 nt
Organism: Betta splendens (Siamese fighting fish)
Lineage: Eukaryota; Metazoa; Chordata; Actinopteri; Anabantiformes; Osphronemidae
Product: proto-oncogene Mas-like
Exons: 3
Coding region: 1-906 (301 amino acids)
Biological process (GO): positive regulation of Rho protein signal transduction; phospholipase C-activating G protein-coupled receptor signaling pathway
Cellular component (GO): membrane
Molecular function (GO): G protein-coupled receptor activity
Source: RefSeq, a predicted model, not a curated record
AUGAAUCAGAGCAACAUUAACGACACAUUAAUGGACACUGAUGACAACAUCCAUAAGGCUUAUAAUGGAACAGAAGAUGCAAACAUCAAUGAGCUUUAUCUUAAAAUAGUAAAGGUUUCAACAUGGCUGAUCAUCACCAUCGGUCUCGUCCUGACGCCCGUCGCCAUCUUUGCUGUUUCCUCUCUGGUGAAGAAAGACAACGUUGCUCCGAUCUUCGUCAUCAACCUCCUGGUUUCUGACGUCAUUCAGCUCUGUGGCAUGAUAAUGAAGGAGACAGGACAAGAAACUGUCUUUAUUACUGCUGAUUGCAUGUACACCUUCGGUCUUUCAGCCAGUGUGGGCUUCAUGCUGUGCAUCGCUCUGGAAAGGUAUCUGGUCAUCGUCUGGCCGCUGUGGUACCGAACCAGACGACCAGUCAAGAUGUCGCUGCUGCUCUGUGCUGCGGUCUGGACUCUGGCUUUGGUUCAUGCCUUCAUAUGUUAUUGUAUUUUAUAUGUAUGGGGUAGUUUGUACUUUACCAUCUCUGCCGUCCUCCUCCUCCUCCCGUUCCCUGCGCUCGUGUUCUUCCUGGUUGGGACCCUUAGAGCUUUGUCUGCCUCCAUCAGCGUUCGUGCUGAAGAAAAGAGGAGAAUCGUUGGACUUCUGGUUCUGGUGCUGCUGAUUUACACACUGCUGUUCCUGCCUUCGAUCAUUUUGUUCUUGGUACAACUUUAUGAUUAUAAGCUGAUUGUUGUUGCUAUCAUUUUCAAUAGACUCAAUCCCAUUGCUGACUUGUUCAUGUACGUCUUCCUCAGAAAAGGGGCUGUGAACCAGGUUUGGUUCUGUCUCUGUUGUUGCAGAAAGAACAGAACUAGUCCUCAGUCGUCCAGUGGUUUGAAUGAUUGUGACACAGUCACAGAUUUGUAGACAAUGAAACACUGGGAAAUAUUCUUGGCUUGUAGUUUUCAUCUUUUGUUAAAUAUUUAGUUUUGAUGAGUCCAGAGCUGUAGUAUGUGUUCACGUGUGGAAACAUGUUGUUUAUUCGCUGGACUUUGAGUGUUUUAGCUAAAAUAAAAAGGAACAUUUGUCAUUUUCUUAAUUGAAAACUGAACAGUUUGAUUCGUGCUCUGUCUCUGAUUUAAUCUUUGUCUAAAGUAGAUCAUCAUCAGAAAAUGUCUUUCAGUGAGUGAAGCCCACAAUGAACAUGGUUUAAAUGGAUGUUAAACGUCAACCUGUGUUGUUGAUGUGGAGAAGCUUAAACAUGUGUACAUGUUCUUCCAGAUGUGAUUUCCAGUUUUAGGUUGAUGUUAUUAAUGAUGAGGACGAUGGCGCUGGUGUUAUUUGUUUUUUUUCUAUCUUCUGGCUUUUGGAACGUUGUUGUCUUUGCUGGUGUGACACCUGUUGCGAGCAGUGGUAAUAAAUUCCAGCCCCGUCGCUUCUUCCAGCGCAGCGAACCCGAGUGUAUCCAGUGAUACAUCUGCACUGUACGGUUUUCUGCAUUUGAACUUAUGCCAAGUUUAGUAGGAAAUCUACAGACGUCUUUGUACAUGAGGUCUCUGAAUGAAUGUGAGGGUGGAUUGAGGUGAAUGCAUCCGCUCUGCACUGAUGCUGAUUAGCUCAGAGUUUGCAUGACUUCAUCGCUCUGUCAGAACUAAUAGGACGCAUCAU